ACAUAGUUUGCGCUGAACGGGGGGGAGGAACUGAGACAACUAGUUGGCGUCUACAUGACUCUGUCCCAGAAAGUGACCAUCCGCUACGGUCCCUAUGAAGCGAAUGGAGUGGUGGACUACAGGACCUGGCGGCUCAUCGGACUCCAGACCAUGCUGGAUGUUGAAGGUCAUCAGUGGGUCCUUGAACAAUCUCCUGACUGGAACGUUGUGGAACUAGUUGUGAGAGGAGAGGUUGUCUACACCUGUAACAUAAAAGACCUUGAUUUUGGAGGAGAUGGGAAGCUGGACCCACUCUGCAAGGCAGCGGUGAAAGCUGUACGACAUGCCUAUUGAUCAGCUUCACUGAGGGAUGAAUCACUGCUUCUCGACACGUCACAUGCUUCUCCCAUCGCUGCCAAAUAACAUAAACUCCUCUCUGGGAAUGAUCAGCAUCUUGAAGCGGAGCUGAAUGUAAUAGUUCUGUGUUUUACUCUUUAAUCAGUAUAAUAGAAUUAAAUAAAGUCAAUUCAUCCAUAUGAAAUGGUCAUAGUAUUCCUGUUCAAAUAUAAGAUAUUGGUCUUCUUGGCUGUAACGGCACCUGGUGUUUAUAGAAAAUAACAAAUAAUGCUUGAGAUAUACUUUUCCUUUAUUUCCACAAAUUUUAUUCAGAAUAAAAACUAGGUACGGAAAAACUGUGCAAAAUCGCUUCAUACUCUUUCAGUGUCAAUAGAUUCAAUAGUGCGGUACCUCUUCUUGCGUUUGACGUGCACAACUUGUUCUGUUUGAUCUUCUGUUUGGUGCAUGCCAGGUUGAUAGCAUUCGUCGAAACAGGGUGGACCACGUGAAGGUUGCAAUCUCCCACCCCAACGCCUUACUCAGUUGUGUUCACACCCAGUCUGAAGAAGGGUCUCGACCCGAAACAUCGCCCAUUCCUUCCCUCCAGAGAUGCUGCCUGCCCCGCUGAGUUACUCCAGCAUUUUGUGUCCACCUAGGGAUAUUUUAAGAUGGACAAGCAAUUGAUAUUGGUUGUAAACCUAGUAUUGGGAUUAUUUCAUUAUUGCCAUGUGUAGUGAGUUACAGUGAAAUGCAUUUAUUUGCAUGCUAUUUUGUUGGUUCAUUCACAUGCUUGAUCAAUGGUGUUUUAUCAUUAAUGUUUUAUUAUUAUUAAUGUUUAGUGUUUUCUGAGUCAUUCGUAACUGUCACUGUAUGUCAUGUUGUUACUUGUGGACGGAGCACCAAGGCAAAUUCCUUGUAUGUGAAUACUUGGCUAAUAAACUUACUUACUUACUAUCCAA
This is a messenger RNA of Leucoraja erinaceus (little skate), 1274 nucleotides long. It is a transcript of the gene c34h10orf53, whose product is annotated as chromosome 34 C10orf53 homolog. NCBI's taxonomy places the organism in Eukaryota, Metazoa, Chordata, Chondrichthyes, Rajiformes, Rajidae. The transcript has 3 exons. The record is from RefSeq and is a predicted model, not a curated record. Bases 55 to 333 code for a protein of 92 amino acids.